UAACAAAGUCGCUGUAAAGGAAAAGAAGGUUUAGUUCCACACUGGAUAAGAUUGUAGUGGAUGUUACAGCAGAGGCGCCGCUCCCCCUAUCUCUCUUUCCACGGUCCAUCGCCUCACCAGAUCCGACGUCGUUCUCUUCAUAUUUAUUUUUCUUUUACCGCCCACUCUUCUCUCCGGUUCUCUCUCUAUCCCUACUCUCCACUACUUGCCUUUAAAUUAUACAGAAUCAAAACGACUUUUAUUUUUGGUUUACAAUUUUAUAGAAAUAGGACUCUGUAAUCGGCGAAUGAAAUCAUGAUAAGCAGAUUUUGUAUAUAAAAAUUUUGUGAAAUUUGAUUUACCCGUGAAACGUUCUGAAGUUAGGAAAGCUAAUAAAUGCAUUUUUGGGAUAUUAUAUUCAUUGAAUUUACGCAUUUUGGUAAUUUGUUAUGCCUUUUUCUUGUUUGCUGGUUAAUUAAUUGGCCAUUUUCUGUUUGUGUAUAUGCAAAUUUUCUGAAAUUUGAUUUACUUGUGAAAUUUCUGUUUUUAGGAUUCUUUCUUGUAAAUGAAGGUCCAUGGAUACUAGCCUGGAUGCUGAGGUGCAGGGUACUUCUAAAGAUGACGUCAGAGAGAAAGUUGAUCCUACUUCACUAGUUGAUGCUGAUAUGAAUCAGAUAAGUGAGGCACACAACCUCUCUUAUGAUGCUGACGUGGCCUUUGUCCAUGAACAAACAUCCGUCAGCCAAGAAGCUUCCUCUGCCGAGAAAGAUGGUAUGGACAUGGAUAGUGAGAGUACAUACAGCUGCUUUAAUUCCUCGUCUGACGAAAAAAGUAUUGAUAGUGUUGCUGCACAUGAGUUAACCACACAUAACAGUGACCAUAAUGGGUUAAACAAGGACCGUGAAUACGAGAAUCGGAGUUCAAAGACAAGCAGUAGUGACAAUGAUCAUAGUCCCGGUACAUCCUCGAACAACCAGCCUGCGUCUACGUUUGAUGCACUGUCUGGAUCUGUUCAAGUCGUAGAAGACGGAAUUGGAGAGUAUGUAGUGCCAAAUCUUGGUGUGGAAUUCGAAGCCGAGGAGCAUGCGUACAAGUGUUACAACAGAUAUGCUCUCAUGGAAGGUUUCAGCAUCCGUAAAGAUUUCGUGAAUAGAAGUAAGGUUACGGGUUUUGUGGUAUCGAGGAGGUACACUUGCCACAGGCAAGGGUAUGGUUCUACCAAACGUGAUGCGAAUGUGAAUAAACCCCGCCGAGAAACAAGAACCGGUUGCCUAGCUCAUAUGACCAUUACACGCCAAACGAAUGGCAAAUAUCGUGUCAUCCAUUUCGAGAGAAGGCACAAUCACGAGCUUGUCACACCGUUCACCGCUCAUUUAUUACCCGCGCAGAAGAGAAUAUCCUUUGUCGAGACUGUUGAGGCCGAAUCAGAUGUUGCCACCUCAGUGCCAGAUGGGGUGCCGAAAUUGGGCAUGGGUUUUGACUCGGAAGAUCUUGCUUACGAGUUCUACAAUGCAUAUGCUGCGCGAGUAGGUUUCAGUGUAAGGAAGGACUAUGUUAACAGGAGUAAGGUAGAUGGAGCUGUGGCUUCUAGAAGAUACACUUGUUUCAGAGAAGGUUAUAGGCAGAACGACAAGAGAGGUUCCAAAGUAAAAAGACCAAGGAAGGAAACGAGAGUUGGGUGCAUGGCACAGUUGGUAAUUUCACGUCAAUCUGAUGGCAGAUACCGUAUUACCCACUUUGAAGAACGCCAUAAUCACGAGCUUGUCCAUGCAUGUAAAGUACGCAUGUUAAGGUCACAGAAGAGGUCUAUGACAAAUCAAAAUGGAGAAUCCAGUCCAUAUGGGGGUGCUGAAAUGCAGCCCAAAUCACUUGCUGAGUUGUUAUUAACAGGCGUAGGAAUCGAGGAUGAUUUUUAUGAUCCCAUAGAUCACGAGAUGAGGCUUACAUCUAAACGUGCGUACUAUAUGAAGCAAGAAGAAGCAGAAAGUUUGAACCUGUAUUUACAGAGCAAGAAAUUGAAGGAUCCUUCAUUUGUUUAUUGUGUUCAACUUGAUGUGGAAGAGGAAAUGACUAAUUUCUUUUGGGCUGAUGAGAAAAUGCUGGUGGACUAUGGUGAUUUUGGCGAUGUGGUUUACUUUGAUUCGACCUAUCGUCUGAACAAAGAUUGGCGGCCGUUGGUUCUGUUUUUUGGAAUAAAUAAUCACAAGCAGAUUCUGGUAUUCGGUGCUGCAUUUGUGUACGGUGAUACUUCAGAAUCUUUUAAGUGGCUAUUCCGAACUUUCGUGAAAGCAAUGUCUGGAAAAACACCAAAGACUAUCCUCUCCGACAGAGAGGCUGCAAUAACCGAAGCGAUUGUGUCUGAAUUGCCGGAAACUCACCACAGGUUAUGCACAUGGCAAAUAUAUCAGAAUGCACUUAAGCAUCUCAGUCAAAUAGGGGUCAACUCAGAUUCUUUUUCCAGCGAUUUAUGCGGUGUAUUUUUUAAUCCCGAGGAAGAAGAAUUUGUUAAUUCCUGGAAAGUCAUGCUGGAUACUUACGGUCUAUGGGAAAACGAUUUAUUGCAUGGCAUUUUUGAAGAGAGAGAAAAAUGGGCUGUACCGUACAAUAAGCAUAUAUUUGCUGCUGAUAUAGAAACUGCAUUACUCUCCGAGGGUUCUAUUACAAGCGUGAGAAAGUACCUUAAGCCCGAAUCACAUGUUCUUCAAUUUGUCAAGCACUUUGGGAGGGUGGUGAACGAGUGGCGUUACAAAGAAUUGGAAGCAAACUAUGAUAUGGGCCAUCAUUUGCCGAGAUUAAUGGGAGAUGUGGUAAUGCUUAAGCAGGUAAGAGAAGUAUACACACCUGUUAUUUUUAAGAUGUUUCACCAAGAAUAUGAAAAUUGUCUGAAUAAUGUGAUUAAUGAGUGCAUUGACACGGAGUCCUCGGUCGAGUUUAAAGUGAGUACAUACGGUCAAGUUCGUCAGUAUACAGUUUUAUACAGUUCGGAAAACGAUUCAGUUGUCUGCAGCUGUAUGAAGUUUCAGUUUGUAGGAAUUUUGUGUAGCCACGCACUGAAAGUGCUGGAUUAUAGGAAUAUAAAGAUAGUUCCGAGCCAAUAUAUUUUAAAGCGGUGGACCAGAAAAGCACGGGAAUAAAGUGAUUCAUCGCUUGUGAUUGGCAAGGGAAAUGUAACUGUCUAUCCUAGAGCAUGUUGUUACACACGACGUAGAUUAGCAUGAACUGCUUCACUGUAUAUAUUGUGGAAAUUUAUUGAAAUUUUUUAUAGUUCUAAAUUGAGUUCCGAUGUUGAGAUUUU
Molecule: messenger RNA, 3274 nt
Organism: Erythranthe guttata (spotted monkey flower)
Lineage: Eukaryota; Viridiplantae; Streptophyta; Magnoliopsida; Lamiales; Phrymaceae
Source: RefSeq, a predicted model, not a curated record